AAGGGGGGACAAAAACAGAACAAGAAGCAACACAACCAUUAGGUACCCAUUUCUGGCCCAAGAACAGGUUAUAGGCUCAUGAUGAUCAUUUUCUUUUGGACCAUUAACAUUGAAUGCAGCAGAUCAUUACCCCAAAACCCCACACCAACCGGCUACCAGUAUUAUAAAACAUAAUUUCCAUGAAAACCUUGCUUCUCAACUGAAUCAUUUACGUCGGAAUAUGAAAUUUGGACAUUCCAUGCUCACCCUCUAUUUUCUAACACCAUAACUGCCUUUGAUCUUAAUUUAAUAUCAUAAACAUGCUAUGGAACUGUAUACAUAUAUAAGAGCAGCCUGAGCCUUUCUUCAAUACAAGUUAUAUACACAAAGUUUCCGCAUCAUCUUUUUUUGAUAGCGGCAAAGUUAUCCACUCUGUUUUGCAAUAAGGAAGACAUGGGAAGCGAAGACACUGUGCAAGCCGAUUCCACAAAGAAGGCCAACACUGGCAAAGCCACAAUUCUGGCUCUUGGCAAGGCUUUUCCUCACCAACUUGUUAUGCAAGACUAUCUUGUUGAUGGGUAUUUCAGAGACACCAACUGUGAUGAUCCAGAACUCAAGCGCAAACUUGCUAGACUCUGUAGGUUCAUCAUACUUUCCUUGCUUUUAUUUUCCCGAGUAUACUAUGAUAACCACAUGGAUCGCAAGACAACAACAGUCAAAACAAGGUAUGUGGUCAUGUCAGAAGAGAUCCUAAAGAAGUACCCAGAACUUGCCAUUGAAGGCGUACCCACAGUCAAGCAAAGACUAGAUAUUUGCAACAAUGCAGUGACACAGAUGGCCAUUGAAGCUUCACAAGAUUGCAUCAAGAAAUGGGGAAGGCCUGUUUCAGACAUAACCCACUUAGUCUAUGUCUCUUCAAGUGAAGCUCGACUACCCGGUGGUGACCUUUACUUAGCAAGAGGACUUGAACUCAAACCUGAGACUCAGCGGGUCCUGCUGUACUUUGCAGGCUGUUCAGGAGGUGUGGCUGGUCUCCGCGUUGCAAAAGACAUUGCUGAGAACAAUCCAGGCAGUAGAGUUCUGCUCGCUACUUCUGAAACAACCAUUAUUGGCUACAAACCUCCAAGUGCAGACCGACCUUAUGAUCUGGUUGGUGUUGCACUCUUUGGAGAUGGUGCUGGAGCAAUGGUAAUAGGGUCAGAUCCAGUUUCAGGAAAUGAAAAGCCUCUGUUUGAGCUUCACACAGCCAUUCAGGAGUUCUUGCCUAGUACAGAAAAGACCAUUGAUGGAAGGCUCACCGAAGAAGGAAUAAGCUUCAAGCUAGCAAGGGAACUUCCUCAGAUAAUUGAAGAUCAUGUAGAAGGAUUCUGUGAAAAGUUUAUGGGGAUUUUGGGAUUCAAUCAUAAGGAAUACAAUAAGAUGUUUUGGGCCGUUCAUCCAGGAGGACCUGCAAUCUUGAACAGGAUCGAAAAACGACUUGAUUUGCUCCCAGAGAAGCUGAAUGCGAGCAGAAGAGCUCUGAUGGAUUAUGGAAAUGCUAGCAGUAAUACCAUUGUUUAUGUGCUGGAGUACAUGAUGGAAGAGAGCUCAAAGAUCAACAAGGAAGAUCAUGGAGAGAGUGAAUGGGGUUUGAUCUUGGCUUUUGGACCUGGGAUUACUUUUGAAGGAAUUCUGGCCAGGAAUCUUACUGUCUAACUAAGCAUACAGUGCACGCAUUACACAUAUAUUACAUAUGUAACAAUGAGACUCUGCUUACUAUCUACAUCAUCGUAUAACAAGAUAUUAUAAAGUUUAUAUUUUCUCUGGGCAAGUGAGUUUUAUAUGUCCUAAGAUGUGAAAAAGGAAAGGCAAAUAUUCAACAACAAAACACCAAUAAAUAGGGAUCUAAAUUCCGGA
This is a messenger RNA of Ziziphus jujuba (common jujube), 1875 nucleotides long. Its product is annotated as type III polyketide synthase B. Gene Ontology annotation, biological process: polyketide biosynthetic process. Gene Ontology annotation, molecular function: acyltransferase activity, transferring groups other than amino-acyl groups. The transcript has 2 exons. The record is from RefSeq and is a predicted model, not a curated record. The coding region runs from base 433 to 1674 and encodes 413 amino acids. NCBI's taxonomy places the organism in Eukaryota, Viridiplantae, Streptophyta, Magnoliopsida, Rosales, Rhamnaceae.